Messenger RNA from Brassica rapa (field mustard), 1827 nucleotides. RefSeq lists its product as uncharacterized. Lineage: Eukaryota; Viridiplantae; Streptophyta; Magnoliopsida; Brassicales; Brassicaceae. The record is from RefSeq and is a predicted model, not a curated record.
CCCGGACAACACAUAAAAUACGAAACCCGAACCCGGGUGACAGAGUUAUCGGGUAUCACAGCUGGAUACAGCCUGUCACCAACGAAGAGUCUCUUCCUCUAUCUUUUUUUCUUUCUCCCUUCCCUAUCCUGUUCACGCCUCAUUCCUUAAUCUCUCUCUCCCGUCUCCGAUUCUUAGGGUUUUCUCCGAUCUCCUUCCUCCCGGCGCUCAGAUCUUCUUCCCCGUUCUAACUCUUUGGAUCCAGAUUCUCCCUCCUUUUUAUGUAGGUAACAAAACAACAACACACAUAUCAAGUGCUAGAGUCAAGAUCACAAAAAGUUGUGUAUCGGGUGAUCGGAUCUUAUCUCUUUUACUGACUCUCUCCUCUUUGAAGCUGGUAUCUAAUCUGGAGAGAAGGCGCAGCUAGUGGCGAGAGAACUUUUGUGCAUCCAUGCUGGUAGAGAGCAUGCGUGGAUACUGUCUUUUGGGUGAUGCCCCUGACAAAAUUAGUUCCCGAUGCAUUCGGCGUGCUGACCAUCUCUCUAGUCGCUCUGCUUAUUCUUCUCGGUCUCCUUUGCAUCGCCUACUCCUUCUACUUCCAGUCUCACGUUCGUAAGCUUGGCUUUACUCAGCUUGGUUACUUCUCCGGUCCUUGGAUUAUCCGAAUCACUUUCAUUCUCUUUGCUAUUUGGUGGGCUCUUGGUGAGAUCUUCCGGUUGAGCUUGUUUAGGCGUCACACAAGGCUGCUGAGCGGCUUGGAUCUCAGAUGGCAACAAAACGUCUGCAAGUGGUACAUCGUUUCCAAUCUAGGCUUUGCGGAGCCUUGCCUCUUUCUGACUCUCAUGUUUCUUCUGCGCGCUCCUUUGAAGAUGGAGUCUGGGGCUUUGAGUGGCAAGUGGAACAGGAACACUGCGUGUUACACUCUUCUUUAUUGUCUACCCAUGCUUGCUCUUCAACUUGCGGUUGUUUUGUCCGAGUCACGCCUCAACGGUGGUAGUGGCUCUUAUGCAAAGCUCUCACGCCCCUUCACAAGAACCUAUUCGCGAGUUACUAUUGAUCAUGCUGAGGUUGCGUUGUGCACCUAUCCUCUACUGAGUACCAUCAUCCUCGGUGUGUUUGCAGCCGUACUAACAACUUACUUGUUCUGGCUUGGAAGGCAGAUACUGAAACUGGUGAUCAAUAAGCGUCUGCAGAAGAGGGUAUACGCUUUGAUAUUCUCUGUCUUUAGUUUCCUUCCGUUGAGGAUAGCUAUGCUCUGUUUGUCGGUUCUCGCUAGUGCAGACAAGAUUGUGUUCGAAGCCCUUUCAUUCUUAGCCUUCUUGUCCCUCUUCUGCUUUUGCGUGGUUUCCAUUUCCUUGCUUGUCUACUUCCCGGUUUCUGAUUCAAUGGCCCUGAGAGGUCUAAGGGACAUAGAUGGAGAUGAUAGUAGGGCUGUGACUGAAGAACGCAGCGGUGCUCUGUUGCUUGCACCACAGAACGAGGAUAGCUUGAGCUUAAGAGGUCGGAGAUCUUCUUCACAGGAGAGGUAUGUGGAACUCAGCCUAUUUCUUGAAGCUGAGAACUAAAAUUGUCGGAAGGCUGUUUCUUUGGCUUUUGGCUAUGUUUAUGUACAGAUUCCUGGUGAAACAAGCAGAGCGAGAAAGAGGGGUUAGUUAAAAGACUUAAGUUUGCGCUAAAAAGGCAUAACGAAGACAACUUUGAUUGUAAAGGAGGGAUUGGGGGAUUUAACUCUUGUGAGGGUUUGUUGUUUGAAAUGUUUUCUGCUUGAUGGAUCAUAUUUUUGUACCUUUAUUAUGUGAUCAUUUUUGAUUUUAGAAAAAAACAAAACACAAAACUAAUUUCGUUCUU